Messenger RNA from Lasiosphaeria miniovina, 384 nucleotides. RefSeq lists its product as uncharacterized. Gene Ontology annotation, cellular component: cytoplasm. The transcript has a single exon. Gene Ontology annotation, molecular function: oxidoreductase activity. Lineage: Eukaryota; Fungi; Ascomycota; Sordariomycetes; Sordariales; Lasiosphaeriaceae. Bases 1 to 384 code for a protein of 127 amino acids. The record is from RefSeq and is a predicted model, not a curated record.
AUGCACAAAAACGGCACAGGGAGAAUCAUCUACAUCACAUCCGACUCGGGGAGCAUUGGCUGUGAGACACAUUCCAUAUCUAGGGUUGACAUUAAUACCCUUGCUAACAACGUCGCCGUCCCUAACCCCUCGGGAAACGUCAUCGGCUAUCGCAUGGCAAAGUCCGCGGCCAACCAACAGGUCAAGACACUGGCCAUCGACUUCAAGCGAGGCGGCAUCCCCGUCAGCACCUUGGCAUUCGAGCCAGGGUUCAUUAAGACACGUCUAUCAGGAGACACUAAUAUUGUCGAGUCUUGCCCGGGAACGGUGGACAUUAUCGAGAGGAUGGCGCCCGACAUGCCUGGGGCCUUUCUCGACUGGCAGGGCAACACGGUUCCUUGGUAG